Messenger RNA from Lathyrus oleraceus (garden pea), 1149 nucleotides. RefSeq names its product molybdopterin synthase catalytic subunit. The record is from RefSeq and is a predicted model, not a curated record. The transcript is spliced from 3 exons. Gene Ontology annotation, cellular component: cytosol; molybdopterin synthase complex. Gene Ontology annotation, molecular function: molybdopterin synthase activity. The coding region runs from base 493 to 1068 and encodes 191 amino acids. NCBI's taxonomy places the organism in Eukaryota, Viridiplantae, Streptophyta, Magnoliopsida, Fabales, Fabaceae. Gene Ontology annotation, biological process: Mo-molybdopterin cofactor biosynthetic process.
AGUGGUAUUACUAGAGAAAAAAAAAACUAAUAAAACCCAACGGGUCCUUAAAAAAACAAAACAAAGCACAGCUGCUGCCGCUUUACCGUUUUUCAGAAACAUCCGCACUCGACUGGGAAACGCUGCCGGAGUUGGUCGUCGGCCACCAGUUGCAAAUUUUGUUUUAGUUCGAUACUGUGGUGCUGAGUGAGAUCAGUGCUGAGUGGUCUGCAGCAGCUUUGUUUUGGAUCUCUUCCAGAGUCAAUUUGAUGGCAGCUGCACACUUUUCCAACUCUGCUACUUCGGCAUCUUAGGUGGCAUCAGAAACGAUCACAAACCCUUGUUCUCAAUUUGUUCCAAAAUUGAUAAUGUCUCCAAUCAUGUCAAUGACCAGGAAGGUUGACAGUAAAUAAUGAAUGGAAGAGUGUAUUAUUGAUUGUAGAAUAGAAAAUGCAAAAGGGAUGUAGAGUAUCCAAACUCAGUGAAUGUGAAGAAAAGGCUCAUUAGUAGAAAAUGGCUACCGAAGAAAACAAAGAUCUUGUUGAAAUCUUGGAAAAUUUGAAAUUAAUCGAUGUGGCUAAAUAUAUGAACUUUGUGAGUGCUCCACAAGCUGGUGCUAUAGCUACAUUUUCAGGCACAACUCGUGACACUUUUGACGGAAAAGCAGUUUUGGAGUUGAUAUAUGAAGCUUACAUUCCAAUGGCGAUACGUUGUAUCAAGUCUGUCUGUUCAUCAGCAAGAGAGUCCUGGAGUCUACAUUCCAUUGCUGUUGCUCAUCGGCUAGGUACAGUACCUGUUGGAGAAACGAGUAUCUUCAUCGCAGUGUCGUCUGUUCAUAGGGCUGAUGCACUUGAGGCAUGUAAAUAUUUGAUAGAUGAGGUAAAGGCAACCGUUCCUAUUUGGAAAAAGGAGGUUUAUUCAAAUGGAGAGGUAUGGAAAGAGAACACUGAAUUCUUGGAGAGAAGGUCUGAGCUUGGUAAAAAGGAUGUAGCUGUGGCUUGCUAUGGGAAAAAGUUAGAAAAUAAGGAGCAUAGUAAAAAGCAUUGUUGUGGGAAUAAGAUUCGGAUUGACGAAGGUAGCCAAGAUUAAAAUUGUAUUUAAGCUUUGAAGUCAAUAAACCUGCCCAUCUGUCGACACUAAUUUAUCAAUCUUGUUAUUUAAGUUCUCUCA